Messenger RNA from Lactuca virosa, 1155 nucleotides. NCBI's taxonomy places the organism in Eukaryota, Viridiplantae, Streptophyta, Magnoliopsida, Asterales, Asteraceae. The record is from the annotation of a GenBank genome assembly.
AUGUGCGGAAAUUCGUAUGUGAUUAACAAAUUUUCGGGAUCUCUCACCAAAUGCUUAACGUACAGUUGUUUACUUGGAAGCAAUACCAACAAGAGAAUUCAGAUCAUGAAAAAUGGGAAAUCACAUAUUGUUCCAGAAAACUACGAUUCAGUUCCAAGAUCUUUACCUUCUUCAAUCGGAGAUAGCAAAUGGGACGAUUUCCCCGGCGAAUUGCUUCUUGACAUAAUCCGGCGAGUGGAAGGUGGUGAAAGCUCAUGGCCAGCUAGGAGAGAUAUGGUCGCUUGUGCUUCGGUUUGCAGAUUCUGGAGAAACACUGUAAAGCAAAUCGUUAGAACACCUGAACAAUGCGGAUUAAUCACAUUCCCCAUGUCGCUAAAACAGCCUGGAUCGAGAAAGGAUCCGAUUCAAUGCUUUAUAAGGCGAGAUAGAGCUAAUUCGAUAUUCCGGUUGUAUCUAGGGCUGAGCCCAGCGUUAGCCGGUGAUGCAAGUAAGUUACUAUUGGCUGCAAAGAAGGUGAGAAAAGCCACAGGGACAGAGUUUUCAAUCUCCUUAACUCCUGACGAAUUUUCCAAAUCUAGCCUUACUUAUGUUGGAAAGCUAAGUUCCAAUUUUCUCGGCACUAAAUUCGCAAUUCACGAUGUGGAACCUUCUUACGACUCUUCAACAAUUAAACAAAUACCAAAAUUUGGUUUAAAAAAAAUAUCACGAGUGUUUAAGUCCAAAGUGGUCACCAUAUCUUACGAGCUUAAUGUUCUACGCACAAGAGGACCAAGAAGAAUGAAUUGCACGAUGAACUCCAUCCCCGUUUCCGAUCAAACCGGAAAGAAACACGAGACACCGGAAUCGGAAUCGGUGAUUCCGAUUCCGGUUGUGGAAAGGAAAGAUUCGUUGGUUUUGAGAAACAAGGCGCCGAGGUGGCACGAGCAGUUGCAGUGUUGGUGUUUGAAUUUUAAAGGGCGGGUUACAGUGGCGUCGGUUAAGAACUUUCAGUUGGCGGUUGAUAGUGGCGGAGGUGUGGAAGAAGAUGAUGUGGUGUUGCAGUUUGGGAAGAUUGGGAAAGAUAUUUUUACAAUGGAUUAUCGGUACCCGUUGUCGGCUUUUCAAGCGUUUGCGAUUUGUUUAAGUAGUUUUGAUACUAAACCCGCAUGUGAAUGA